Molecule: messenger RNA, 2336 nt
Organism: Styela clava
Lineage: Eukaryota; Metazoa; Chordata; Ascidiacea; Stolidobranchia; Styelidae
Source: RefSeq, a predicted model, not a curated record
UUCAAUGAUAAGAGACUGAUAUACAUUCUAUCCAUUGCUGUUUGAAUUUAUUCAUUGGAAGAAGUCUCAAAUCUAAAUAUCUUUAUAUUGAAAAAAAUUGAAGUGAACUCUUUAUCGUUUAAAGUAAACGAAUGUUCAGACGUAAUAUAAUAUUGUUAUAUUUUGAAAAAUAAAAUAAUUUAUGCAAUAUUUCUCGAUAUUUCAAAAGAUGUUUGUUUUUCAUCUACUCCAUCUAGCGAUCAAUAUAAUGGGGGUAGAUCUGAAAAAUAGUGCAACAGUAGUAAAAGUGUCAUAAGUGUUCAUUUUUAUGAGUGUGCAAUAUACGAAAUAAGGCGAACGUUAAAUUUAUUUUUUGCAUCUACGUUGUAGAAAAGGUUCAGAUAUUCAAGAAAGAAAUUAACGAUUUAACAAGGAAAAAUGCACAGCCAGCUUCAACUAUCGGAUGUCUUACAACUCCGGAUAUCAAGAUUCAUCCUCGUACAGUGGAUGUAGAUUUCUAUGGAAGCGCUGCCGAGAAUGCUGAAUAUAAGCCAGAGCUUGGUUUCAGCCAGCACACUCAGAAGCAACCUGGCAAAGAAAUAUUCAUGGAAAGUUUUUUUUCGGAUGGCAAAUCGAGAGUUGCUCUAGUCGGAGGAGCCGGAUAUGGCAAAACCGAAAUGUCUAAAAGUUUCUCCGUUGAUGUGCUUGAUCAAAAGAUACCAGAGCUUAGAGGAGUCGAGGUUGUUCGUCACUUGAACUUUCGAGAUCUUCUAUCUAAGAAGGAGGUCAGUCUCGGAAAAUUAUUAUUUGGAGAUACAGAUUUGGAUGAAGAUGUUCGCAAUCAUGGUGUUGGAUGGAUCAGAUUGCAUUCCGAAAAGUUUCUUCUCGUAAUUGAUGGAGCUGAUCAAUACGCUUCCCCUCAAGAUCUUGGCAAAUUACGCGGUAACGCCAAUCACUAUGAGAAAGCAGAUCCCAAGCUCCUUAUAAAUCUCAUCCUCGCUCAAAAGCUUUUACCCGGCAUCAAGCUUCUCUACUCAUCACGUGAACACGUUUUACGUUUCUUCGAAGGAGAAGUCCGUCCUGAGAGAGUCAUUGCUUUAGCAGGUCUCGAUGAAGAAAGUGUGGAAAAGCUCAUUUACGCAUUUAGCGGAGAGCAUGGCGAAUAUGUCAUGAAUCGUCUCAAGAAAGAAGCACGCGGCUUACUUUCUCUUUGCUCAAUUCCGAUGUUUCUCGUUCUUACAGUAACCGUGCUGAUACUGUACAGAAACCUCAAUCCCAAAAAAAUGACCGACAUCCUGCUUCUUGUCUUGCUGAAUACCAUGAAAUCAGAGCAUAUGAGAGCUGGUGGAAGAGAGGAUGUAUCUAUUUACGAAGUGUUCAACAGGUUGAAGAAAAUGUCCUUUGACGGAAUGAGGAACAAGAAAGUUACUUUCGCCGAAUCAGAUUUACCGGAAGGAAUCACCAUUGAUCACUUGAAAGAUAUCAUGAUCCCAAUACCAAGAUCAAUUGGAAUCAACCAACGGCUCUUCGAAAAGAACUUUGUAUUCUUUUUCAUCCACCAGUCCAUUCAGGAAGCACUUUCUGCCCUUUACGUUGCUGAAAUGUCGACUAAGGAAUUCGAAAAGUUUGUUUCAACUGAACUCCAUUUAUCGCAUUGGGUCGUAGUUCGUCGAAUCUUAUGCGGCUCUAUAUUGAAUCCCGAGACAUCCAAGAUUGCAAUAGGAGAGGCAGCUGAUGUUGGAAUUCUUAAACAGGGUAUUGAUCUGAAGAAUAAGAGAUCGAUCUUGUUAUCAAGCUUGAAGGGUCUGAUUCGACCUGGCUGGUUUCAACGUAAGUUCAAAGGAACAGAGGCAGCACAGAGGGAAGAUCUACUCGAGCUCAUGCAUGCACUCGAUGAGUGUGGUAAUAGUGCUGAUGACGUCAUCAAAUCAUCCAUUCGUGAGAUUAGAUUCAACUACAUGCCUCUCACUCCAAGUGAUAAAUUCACUCUGGAAUCUGUUCUCGGUCGUUGUUCACGUCUCGAUGACCUAUGGCUGAGUGGUGUUCCUCUCACAUCAUCUGAUCUCAAACUCCUUGCUUCAUCAAUGCAAAGUUCGAAUAUCAAGGUCAGGAUUGAAUAAACCUACUAUUUGUUUGAAAUCGAAUUUAAUUUCACUAAAUCUAUCCAACAACAGUCCAUGAUAAUUGACAGGUGUUGCUUGGUAUGUCAUUGUAAAUGAAUUUGUAACAGUUGCAAUAUUGAUAAAUCACAGGUAAUAUCUGGUAAUUUUACAGAUAUUUUAGCAGUACCAGGCCUCUAAUGUUACUAUGAAAUUUUUAAUCAGAUGCUAAACUCAACAUUUCAAAUACUGAUUGAC